AUGGCCCUGCUGGCCCCAGGCAGUGCUGUCCCAUCUGCCCUGGUAGCCCUCGUGGUCUUCAGGACCCCCGCCUGGGCCUGUCUCCUCUGCUUCACAUCCCACAAGGAGCGUGUCCGCAUCUGCCAGAUCUUUGCUGGUAUAGAGGGCCCUGAGCUGGAAAAGUGUGAGGAGGCAUUCACCGCCGCCUUUAAGGGUCUCCUAGACGCUGAAAUCAACUACGAUGAGAGAAGCCACCUGCAUGAUGCCUUCACCCAGAUGACCCACUCUCUCCAGGAGAUGGCCACUGCCCAGGGCUCCUUUAAGGUGGCUUUUCCUGAUGCUGCGGAGAAAAUGCGGAAGGUCAUUAUGCAGCUUAAAGAAGUCCGGGCCUGCGUCCCUCCCUGCGGACUCCAGGAAGUCGCCCGGCGUUUCCACUGCCGCGGGUGCUACUCCACGGUCUGCGACCUCCCGCUGGACUGCCCAGUUCAGGACUUGACGGUGACUCGGGGUCAUCAGGCUAAGUUCUCUUGCACUGUGAACUUCCAACUGCCUAAGGAGGAAAUCACCUAUUCCUGGAAGUUCGCAGGAGGAGGUGUCCGGACGCAGGACGUGUCCUACUUCCAAGACCUUCCGCAGGCCCGAGGAAACCUGGCGCGGAUCCGGCCGGUGCAGCCCGCGCACCGCGGGACGUUCUCUUGCGUGAUCCUGCACGACCAGCUCCCGCUGGCGCGGCUCUACUUCUUUCUUAACGUGACUGGUGCGCCCUCACGUGGGGAGACCGAGCUCCAGGUCUCCUUUCGGGAAGUGCUGCGUUGGGCGCCGCUGGAGGCGGAGAUGAUCGAACCUUGGAGGCCAAGCCUGGGCGAGCUGCUGGCCAGGCCCGAGGCUCUGACGCUGAGCAACCAAUGCUUGCUCGCGGCCGUCGCGGCCUUAGCAUCAGUCAGUGCGACCCUUGUGGUGUGGAUGUUCUUUCGAUGGUACUUCAAGGGCAACUAACAAAGGUAUCUUUUUCUUACUUCCUUAUCCUGUUUUCAUUCCUAAAAUAAAGAAUAUAUUUCAGCUCU
Molecule: messenger RNA, 1043 nt
Organism: Callorhinus ursinus (northern fur seal)
Lineage: Eukaryota; Metazoa; Chordata; Mammalia; Carnivora; Otariidae
Gene: SPACA6
Product: sperm acrosome associated 6
Biological process (GO): fusion of sperm to egg plasma membrane involved in single fertilization
Source: RefSeq, a predicted model, not a curated record